ACGUAGGCAUCUGUUCUAGACACUCCCUGCAUAUUUUCGAUAGUUUAUAACUGUAGAGAAUCAGGUAUUUCAUCAGUUUCCCAUUCUCCUCGGACACAGUUUGGUUUAACUCCAGGUGUGUGCUCUCAGUUCAACUAUUCUCUGAGAAUUAGAGGUUUCUUUCUUGGAUUUGCUCUUUUAUUUUUGUGCUGCAGGAACAUUAAAACGAUGGGAGGCUCUCUGCUGCUCACCGGACUAAUAAUCAUCACAGCUUUCUCUCAAUCUCUCUGUGCGUCAGACAGUUGCAGUGAGCAGGUGGCUCGUCUGCAGGAACAGGAACAACUUCUCAAGAACCAACUUCAGACACAAGAACUCCUCCUACACAGACUACGAUCACUAAACCAACCUGGAAAACCGGACAAAACCGGACUGGACCAGAGCUCCGACACCCAGUACACAGACUGCUCCCAGAUCUUCAGUUCUGGCUCCAAAUCCAGUGGUUUCUACACCAUCAGACCCGUCGGCAGCCCCGGACCAGUCAGAGUCGACUGUGAUAUGAGUGAUGGAGGCGGUUGGACCGUCGUUCAGAGGAGAAUCAAUGGAUCAGAGAGAUUUAACAGAUCAUGGGCAGAGUAUAAGGAUGGUUUUGGAGACGUGGGUGCAGAGUUUUGGCUCGGAAAUGACAACCUGCAUUACAUCACCACACAAGGAAAUUAUUCUCUGAAGAUUAACCUGGGAGACUUUGAUGGAAACCAGAGAUAUGCUGAGUACAAGAACUUCAAAGUGGCCAGUGAAGAGGAUCACUACCGACUUUCCUUUGGAAGCUACGUCGGUACAGCUGGAGAUUCUCUGUCUGGGAGUUACCAGGUCGGCAUAUCAGACUGGGCCGGUCACCACGGCGUCAAGUUCAGCACCUACGACCAGGACAACGACAACUACAAAGGAAACUGUGCAGAGGAAGACAAGGGAGGCUGGUGGUUCAACAAGUGUCACUCAGCCCAUCUUAAUGGCAUGUACUACCCCAAUGGUCCCUACAGUGCGGUGACAGAUGAUGGUGUAAUUUGGUUCACCUGGAAAGGCUGGUGGUACUCCCUGAAGACCACCGCCAUGAAGCUGCGACCCGUCGACUUUAAAAUGGAUCCAACCGACGAUCCCAAUGCUGUUCAUCGUGUACCUCCUUCUUAGAUCAAACAUCUUCUUGGAUCGACUAUUUUGGUCUGAAACAGCUUGGCUAACGUGUAUGAAAUAGUGUGAUAUCAUAAUUAAAAUUUAAAAGCAACCCCACUGACACAGAGAAGAAGAUUAAAUUAUUCAGAAUACAGUGAAAUCUUUAAAGACUUAACCCUUAAUAGGACACUCAUUGAAAUACUUGCAAAUUCCAAAUUUCAACCCUAGAGAAUAUUGGAGGAUAUUACAUACAGCCAGAAUGUGUAAAAAAACAUAAGGACCUGGGGGAGAGGGGUAAU
Molecule: messenger RNA, 1445 nt
Organism: Centropristis striata (black sea bass)
Lineage: Eukaryota; Metazoa; Chordata; Actinopteri; Perciformes; Serranidae
Product: fibrinogen-like protein 1
Exons: 7
Coding region: 208-1164 (318 amino acids)
Biological process (GO): regulation of immune response; negative regulation of T cell activation
Source: RefSeq, a predicted model, not a curated record